Molecule: messenger RNA, 441 nt
Organism: Hibiscus syriacus
Lineage: Eukaryota; Viridiplantae; Streptophyta; Magnoliopsida; Malvales; Malvaceae
Exons: 4
Coding region: 1-435 (144 amino acids)
Source: RefSeq, a predicted model, not a curated record
AUGCUUGGGAUAUAUGCCAAGCCAAAUGCUGGGUUUGAUCGCUUCACACGUUGUUCCAACUUUGAGAGACCUAACAAGUUCAUAGGAACUUUUCACGACAAGACGAUAGGAUCCAUUUGGCAUUCGACUUUGAUUUAUGAGUUCAUAGGAACUCUCACCCUCGGCCAUGCUUAUCGCCUUAUCACUUCUCAAGGAUUGAAGGUCAUGAGAGCCAAGAAAAUUGCAAAAACGAAAUGGGAAUCCAUGAAAAAGUUGCAGCACCAUGGACAAGACAAACUAAGUUCAAGAAGAAAGUCUGACGCAGAGACAACCAACCAAGUUCAGGAACAGAAGCAAGAAAGACAAAGCUCAAGGAAAACACAUGUGAACGCAGCUGCAAUGAGGUCAAAAUCAUGGCGGCCGUCAUUACAGAGCAUCUCUGAGGCUGCAAGUUAAAUAUGU